AUGACAAAAUUUGAUCCUCAAAAUAGAAUGGAACAACUAGGCAAGGAAAGACGAAUUGAUAAUAAAAACGGUCUAGUACCAAUCAUGGAGCAAGAUAUUAAAUUAGCCAUCACAAGGAAAUAUGCCGGUGUCUUGCUACUUCGUUUGCAUAAUUCUGGAUAUGGGUUACCUGGUGUUUACCAAGAGAACAGUUCUAUGGGGUGGGUUUGGUCGCGGUCUCCCUGCCGGUCAAUGCGCGAGCUCAAGCGCACGCUCCGCGAGUCUGCAGAGACUGCCAGACUAGCUGUGCGCGACCUCAACAUGGCGAAGGCCUCGCGUGGGUCUGACGCCAGCGUCCGCCUCGACAGAGACAACGGCGACCUCAAAAGGCUCGGACCUGUGCGCAUCGCUCUUGAUGUAGGCCAUGGCGCUGCCCAGUUUCUGGAGCGAUGCGGACGAGGUCAAGCUCCUUGCAGCCGCCGCCGCCUUCCACAAGCGUACCGAACGAUCCCCGCACCGCUUGAAUGA
Messenger RNA from Miscanthus lutarioriparius, 507 nucleotides. NCBI's taxonomy places the organism in Eukaryota, Viridiplantae, Streptophyta, Magnoliopsida, Poales, Poaceae. The record is from the annotation of a GenBank genome assembly.